AUGGCCUAUUCUCAGGCUUCAGACUGCUCUCUAGGUCCAACCCGUUUCUACGAUGAUUUGGAAAGUGCCUCAGAAGGGUUUUUCCACAAAAGCUGCCUAGUCCAGAAAAUAAAAUACGAAAAGGAGAAGAAUUUUGAAAAAAAUCGGUGUAAUGUGUAUAACGCAGUGAGACAACUGCUAACGUGCUGUUUCGGAACAAAACAAGGUUCUAACGUACCAAAUUUCACAAUCAUGGGUAAAAUUCUAGAUAAUAUGUAUAAAACUAUGUUAAGAUAUGACUUCAAUGAUCUGUUUGAAGAUUCAAGUACUAUUGCGCCAUCAACUGAAGGUAGCGAUGAUAUGAUAGGGUACAGAAGAAAUGAUGUGUUGUGGGCAAUAGAGCCUUCUAAAAGGCUCAAAUACAUAGAAAUCAGUCUUCCAGAGGCCAAAUGGUUGGUUCUGUCAUGGUCAUCUAAAAUAACCAAUGGCGAAAAUAUUAAUAAGAACCUGCUUGACUCAAUUAUAAACGAGUGUAAGCUAAAAUCGCAAAGUAUUUCAUACUUGACACCAAACGUCAUCAAGAACUUCCCUGGUCUUUACCUAUGCGAAAAUCUGUAUGAGAUGGAGUCGAAUGACUUUAUAGUUGGAUUAGAUAAUCUGAUGAGCACACUUCAAAGUUAUAUUCAGCCAGACUCAAGCACAUUUGUGCUGAUCAUACAUAAAGCUGUUUUAUACUCUCUCUACUACACCAGCCAAGGUUCCGUUGAUUAUAUCGUUCUGUUUGAAAUAAAGUUGUUUGAGAGGGGUGAUAUUCACUAUUUUGCGAGAUUUUUAGCUUUUCAAGACCUCGGUGAUGUUAGGAGAUACUUGAUGACAUCGAGGAAUAUUCAAGUGCAAUCGAAGCUACGGUUCUAUCUAUUCAACUUUAAAAAGCUCAAGGCUAACUGGACUCUUGAGGAAGUUGGACAGAAAGAACAACCAGAAAAGAGUAGUUUUUACCAUUUUUAA
Molecule: messenger RNA, 987 nt
Organism: Theileria annulata
Lineage: Eukaryota; Apicomplexa; Aconoidasida; Piroplasmida; Theileriidae
Exons: 8
Coding region: 1-987 (328 amino acids)
Source: RefSeq, a predicted model, not a curated record